Messenger RNA from Kalmanozyma brasiliensis GHG001, 6471 nucleotides. RefSeq names its product SANT domain protein. The record is from RefSeq and is a predicted model, not a curated record. Gene Ontology annotation, cellular component: Set3 complex. Gene Ontology annotation, biological process: regulation of transcription by RNA polymerase II. The transcript is spliced from 2 exons. The coding region runs from base 1 to 6471 and encodes 2156 amino acids. Lineage: Eukaryota; Fungi; Basidiomycota; Ustilaginomycetes; Ustilaginales.
AUGGACGCAAAGGACUCGGCUCAGGCUGCCGAUCUUCCCGUCAGCUCAAUAGCUGUGACUGGGCAGCCAAAAUCUACACCAGAACAUGGCGGAGACAAGUCUAACGACUUCAGCAUCCGUAGUGGCUCUCGGCAAGCAGUCAACGAUGACGACGAGGAAGAGGAGGGAAUGCUCAAAGUAGACGAGGAGGGUCAGAUUGACGAAGAUGACGGCAUCCACUCCAAGACGGUCAGCACUGCCCCAUCCAGCACCACCAAGAAUGGCCAUUCAUCUCCAAGACACACUUCCUCCGACCGCGACCGAUACCAUGACGCUUCACCAGGCCCGUCUUCAUCCUAUGCCCCACCGCGCUCCAGGUUUGGGCACCCUGCAGAUGCCGGAUCCUCGUAUGGCGCAGCAGCUUCGGCAUAUGCAUACCCACCAAGAGACCGCGAUGCCGCUCGGCCAGAGCCAUAUGCAUCGGGUUCCCGUACCAGUUUCGCCGGAUCAGCACAUCGAGCAGACAACGCGCGCAGCUGGUAUCCUGCGUCAUCCGGCACGCCGACACCUCGAGGAUCUGACACGUACCGCCCCGGUGCAAAUCGUGACCGCGAACGAGGAAGAGAUAGAGACUGGGACUCGUACCGCGAUGGCGACAGGGACAGAGACUGGGAGCGCGAGAGGGAAUCGUAUCGAGACACCGUGGACAAGCGUCGCGACUGGCCAUCUCGCGAGAGAGGUGCACCUCCCUCCGUCUACGAAGCGAGCGACUCGUAUGCACCAUAUCCAGUCUCAGCAACCAGCAAGUACGGAUAUGAGGCCCGCGAUUAUGCCGACCGACGGGCUGCAUCGCCCUCCGCCAACCUCGGCAGAGACCGCGACUUUGACUCCGAUCGAUCCAGAGACAGGGAUCGCGAUCGUGUGAGCGAGCGAGACCCUCCCGCACGGGAACCGAGCUCGGGUCGGGCUUCUGGUGGGAUGCGACAAUGGGGCAAACCGACAGAUGCCUCCAUUCGUGGUCCAGCAUCCGAAGAUGCCCGCUCCGACACGUCACAGCGUCAGUCUACGUCCCGCUCUAACACCACGCCUCCGGAAGCCGGCACCAAGCCGGUCGCAUCCGAUCUCGCCGCCGAGAAAGGCGAGGUCACGAGCAGGGAUGUGUCUCCGCAACCAACGCUUCAGACCAACGAGGGCAACAGAGAGGAGGCAGAGGCAGCGGCGCCACUACCAAGCGAGGUCGCUCCGCUUGCCCCAUCAGCUGCGUCAGGCGCACAAGACGCAAAGGCGGAAGAUCCAGCUGCAAGGGUGCGUGCGUCAGAGGCUCAGAGUGACGGUGUCUCCGAACAAGUUGCAGCAGAGUCAGCAAAACAGGACAACGCAGGAUCUACCGCAGGGCCUUCAGCAGCAGCAACGCAACUCACCACCGAGCAGACCCUAGGCGACAACAUCUCUACUGCAGAAAUAUCUCCGCCAAGCGCUGGGGGGAGUGGCACCGUCGAGCUUGCGCAACCGAACGAGAAGCCUACCAAGAAUCAGGACGAGGAUACACCAGGACACCAAGUUCCGGCAGUCGCGGAGGCUCCGGCAGAUCCGUCGCCGGCGGACAUUGAAGUUCCACAGCCUGAGUCACAAGAUGGCCUUCCGUCGCAGCCCGAAACGAACGAGGCACAGCUGUCCGGCAAAGCAAGCGGCGAUGCGGAGCAGGUCAACGCCAGUGCAGCCCCGCUAGCACAAGCUCCGUCGAAGGAGGACGCCAGUCAUACAGCAGUAGAGACGCUACCAAGCUCAACGGAAAUCACUAAUGUGGGCGUACCGAGCGAAACAGCCUCCUCGCACAUUCAAGACGAGCCCAUGCAGAGCCAGGCUGACGAAGUGACGCAAUCUCAGGUCAAUCAGCAAAGCGAUGCCCAAGCAACGCAGCUGCCCACAACAAUCGCAGACGACUCCAAGACCGAGGACGCCAGAGCGUCAACGGCCAUGCACGAAUCCGUGCCGUGCGUCACCAACGAAUUGGUCUCCACUGCUGUGUCCGAGCUUCAGGAUGCUCGCGUCAAAGCAACCGAACAAUCAGCAGCAGCUGUGCAGGCGCCUGCUUCGGCGGACCUGGAUACAGGCAAGCAAUCUGACGGAGCUACUGCCGAUGUCGAGAUGCCGGAUGCUGCGCAGCAGCAAGAGCAGGCGCAGGAGCAGCCGGCAAAGGCAGACGCCGGUGCAACCGAUUUAGCUGUCGCUCCGCCUACUCCGGUCGAGGCAGAGGCGGACCUUGACAUAGAGGGCAUAUCCACGGUCAGCGCCACUGCAGAGGGCAUGGUGCCCGACGUUACGCAGAUUCCGGCUAGCAGUGCUGCUGAUGGCAUCACCGGCGAGCAACCAGUCGACAAGCCGAGUGAAGCUGCAGAUGCUAGACCAGAAGAUGACGUUGAGAUGGAGUCAGUGGACCAGACUCCCGUCGAGAGCUCCGCGCCAGAAGCGCCGAUGGAAGCGGCUGAAAAGAGUACGGUCGUCGACGAGACGCCCGUCAAGCCUCUAGAAAGCGCAAAUGGACCCGUAAAUCCCGGCACAACUGAGCCCGCGCCUUCGUCUGCCGAACUUAAAGUCAAGACAGAAGAAGAGCAGCCGGCUCAGGUCGGCGACGCUUCGAUGACAGAGGCUUCAGUCGAGACAAUUUCGAGCGAUCUCCCGGUGGAGCAAGACAGCAAGAUCGAGGGCCCAAUCGAUGAGCCAGGCCGGGCCGCUGACGCUGACGCAGCGAGCGUUGUCGAAGCCGCUUCGGCCGUCGUCCCUGUGUCAGAGCCUCAAGUAGUCGAGGCCAGUCUGCCGCCAUCAUUUUCCUCGCAGGUCCAGGUCUCGGGGCCCCAUGUCACCGCCAGCAUCGACGUCCAAGCGCAGACACAAGAGAUCACACUGCCCCACGUCGACUAUGGCGACGACAAAGAAGCUCGAGCACUCGCAGAACAGGAGACGGCCAGAAUCGAGGAAGUUGAGAUGCCUGCACCGGACGGGGAAGAGCCCUCCCUGCGCAUCGCCGAGAUCGACGAUACCGACAGAGACAUCGAGCCACCUCUGAUGACGCCCUCCACUCAGGAGCAAAUGGAUAAAGCGAUCCACUUCGCUCUUCGUCAUCACAUCGCAGAGGACAAGAUACUCAAAGACGACUGGAAGAGGAUCCUGAAAGAAAACCAGAUCGUGUCACAAAGGACGACAAUGGACGUUCUCAAAGCCAAGAUCUACGGAAUUCCGCUCCUUGUCAGCUCUGACCAGCCUCUGUGGCUCGAAGAGGACGACAAGCAGGCGGAGCGUAUCAAAGCCCAACUGUUUCCUCAGUUGCUGGACCGCAAGAAGCGUCUCAACGCAAAGAUCGAAAGCCUCAAGAAAAGCUAUCGUAGCAUCAACGAAGAGUGGAAGCUGCAUUGCCAACGACUGGAUCGUAGCGCCGAGCGUCGCGAAUUGCUUCGCAGACCGCCGGCCAACACGCCCGCAGGUACACCUGGCGUCUUUGGCGUCGAAGAGCCGUCUCCCGGUGGUGGCGGCGGCGGCGGUGGAGGCAGUUUACUCAGUGCCUCGCUGACCACAGGUCGAGCUAACCGUCGCAGCGCUCAGACAGGCGGAUUCGCUGGCUUCGGGGAUGCCGUUCGGUCGGAGGCCGAAUUCCUCGAGAUCCUCGCCAGCUUGGAGAAUGCCGACAUGCAGGACCCGAACAUGCGAGCUGCGCGCACCACCGCGACCGCACCGGACAUGGCCAUCAAUGUCGACUCAGACCAGCUCACCAAGCUGCGAUACGACGAUCUGAAUGGACAUGUCGCGGAUCCACUCGCCUUCUACCUGGACGAAUUUGACCCUGAUGUCUGGUCGGAGGAGGAAAAGGCCAUCUUUGCGCGCCGCUAUGCCUUGUGGCCCAAGCAAUUCGGCAGAAUCGCACAAGCUCUCCCACACAAAACACCGGCUCAAUGCGUGCGCUACUACUACCUCAACAAGAAGGUGCCCGGCAACGACUUCAAGGCUCUGGCCGCUGCCAGGAACAGGGAGAGGAAGCGCAAGGCCCGCGUCAAGCCCAAGAAGGCCAAGGGCAGCGCACUGAUGGCCGAUCUGAAGUCUGCGAAGGGCGAAGAGGCCGACGAUGUCGAGGACGGAUCUGGUAUGCGUUCGCCCGUCGAGGCGGUCGAUCCAUCCGCGUCACUGGCCGACGUUCCCAUCCCAAGCAAUGGCCGCAGGGGCGGUCGCGCUCGCAUGGUUCCAGCGAUCGUCGAAGGCAACUCCGAGGAAGUCGCAGCGGGCCGCAAACGCACCGCUGAUCAGGGUGAGUCCGACACCAAGGGCGUAGAUGCCAAGUCCGACAAGCGCAAAUCUGGGCCCAAGUCGAAGCGCGCCAAGUCCGACAGCGCCAGCGCGACGGAAAAGUCGCGCAAGUCAAAGAGCGGUGGCAAGAAGGAUCUUACGACGGUGGAGGAAUCCUCUUCGGCGGCUCCGGCAAGUGUCAAAGCUGAGGGCAGCGACGAGAUCACUUCCGCGUCUGCGCCACCCGCAGCUCACUCCGCAGAACUCAAGGCUGGGAUGGAGGACAGCGACCUUGCUGCUGCCGAAGCGCUCGCAGGCCUAUUUGGCGGUCCUGCUACCGGCGAGACAAACACCGCCGCGGACGGAGUGCCAGGCGAAGUGGAUGCAGAUGGUCGGAAGGCCGGCAAGAAGCGUCGUAGCAAGACAUCCGUUCCGGGCGAGGAAGGAGGCGCGGACGUGGGAGGAGGCAAGGGCCGCGGAAAGCAGCCUACCUCCUCUUACUGGUCCGUGGCUGAGCGAUACGAGUUCCUUCGUGCGCUCGUGACACACGGACCUCGAUGGGAAGUCGUGUCCUCCACUUUGGCGCAAAAGUCGACCGCGCAGGCACGCAACUACUUCGCACGAAACGAAGACGAGGUCGACUUUGCCGAAGCCGCAGCGCUCGCUCGCAGCCACGCCGACGCUCCCUUGGAAGAAAGAGAAGCCGCGGCGCUGGCCUUUGUGCGUCAACGCUUUGCCAGCAAUUCUGCUUCUGCCGUACCAUCACUGCCCUCUGCAGCAGGAAGCGUGCCAGCUCUGGCAUUGUCGGCGCCCGGCUUUGGCAACGAAGCUGUUCCUGGAACGACCCAUCUUCCUCCGCCGCCUGGCAUCUCUUCUUUCCAAGGCGAUGCGAUGGAUGCCAAGAUGCGGGACGAAUCGCCCGAGGCGGUCGCCCCUCGACGCGGCUUGCAGAUCAACUCGCUGCUCAACGACUCAGCCGAUGCGGCUAGCCACCGGACCGCGAGACGAUCUUCCCUGCACGAUUGGCACGCGGAACGAGGAGACCCGGCGCAUCCAGCCGCCAGCCGAGACGUCUCCGUGCCGCCUUCUCUCUACGCGAGGCAGGGACGCGACCUCGAUGCGAGACCGCUCACUGCCGACCAUCUCGAAACCGGUCGUCCCGCCACUUCCGAUGGCCGAACGAUGCGGGACGAUCACGAUGGGAGAGCGCGUGCGUACGAUCGUCUCGAUAUGCACAGAUCUGCCGCUGAAGGGCGAGACCCGCGAGAUGACGCGGUCGACUCGAGGCCCUGGAUGUACGAUUCGCCAUAUGACGCACAUCGCCGACCCAUGCCUUCGUCAGGCUACGCAGCUAUGGCGCCGCCGACCCAUCCGGCUGAUCGCAGCUCGGCCGCCUCGCGCUACUCGAUGCCACCCAGCAGCGUCUCUAGCGCCGGUCACGUCGCCAGGUCGGCACCGCCCAUGCACAGCCACCUGUCUUCGAGCGAUGAUGUCGAAGCGGAGCGCGAACGUGAUCGUGAACGCGACCGUGCUGGAUACAACAUGUACGGCGCAUCGGGUCGAUCUCGCGAACACGAGUCGCACAGCAUGCCGCCUUCCGUGCCUGGCGAGCAGCGUCGUGCCGUCAGUGGGGAGCAGAUCUCACCGACUGGCGCCCACUUUGGCACGAGUCACGGCUACAGCCGUUACCCAACAACUGGCGUCGGGAGCGUGUACGCGAGCACCACGGCAGCGUCUGCUGCCCUCGCCUCGAGGAACAGACCUACCAACGGACCACUCACGGCGCCGUUGCCAUCGACGUCCGAGCGACCAGCGUACGAGCAACGUUGGCGGGGCUACUCGCAGUCUCCUGGACCCACGUCCGCUGGCUCGAGCGCAGCUCACCUCUCGUCCUCUUCGACGGGUGGCUACUCUACCGCCAGCGCCUAUCGAUCGUCGAACAGCCCUUACUCGAGCUUCCCUUCGCAAAGUCUGCCCCGACCCUCCUUGCCUUCGCUUUCGGCGAGUGGUGGAAAGCCGGGUGCGCCGCACCUGCCGUCUUUGGGAGCAGCAGGACGUUCGUUGCCGCCCAUCUUGGGCACGUUCCCAGCAUCCGGGCGCAGCGCUCUCGGUGCUGGAUCGCGGCCAGCAGGUACGGGCGAAGAGGCGAGAUACUGGCCCUAUCCACAUCGCCCGCGAGGCCACGAUCAGGGACCGUCGAGCCGCACUCCCGAGUAG